Molecule: messenger RNA, 2600 nt
Organism: Zalophus californianus (California sea lion)
Lineage: Eukaryota; Metazoa; Chordata; Mammalia; Carnivora; Otariidae
Gene: DIPK1A
Product: divergent protein kinase domain 1A
Exons: 6
Coding region: 167-1417 (416 amino acids)
Source: RefSeq, a predicted model, not a curated record
GGGAACGUCAGUCCUAGCUGGAGGAGUAGCGGGGUUGGCGGAAGGCGCGGCGGAAGCAGCGCUGGGACCCGGCAGCCCACGGCUGGGUCCGCAAGGUGAUGCCCAGAGCCCUGCUGGGAACGCCGUUAAUCUAACUUCCUCUCCAAAAUUUUUGGCAUUCGGUAUCAUGACGAGCACUCAGCAGGCUCGCUUUUCAUAUGUGCGGAUGAAAUAUCUUUUCUUUUCCUGGUUGGUGGUUUUUGUUGGAAGCUGGAUUAUAUAUGUGCAAUACUCUACCUAUACAGAACUAUGCAGAGGGAAGGACUGUAAGAAAAUAAUAUGUGACAAGUACAAGACUGGAGUUAUUGAUGGGCCUGCAUGUAAUAGCCUUUGUGUUACAGAAACUCUAUACUUUGGGAAAUGUUUAUCCACCAAGCCCAACAAUCAGAUGUAUUUAGGGAUUUGGGGUAAUCUACCAGGUGUUGUGAAAUGUCAAAUGGAACAAGCACUUCAUCUUGAUUUUGGAACUGAAUUGGAACCAAGGAAAGAAAUAGUGCUAUUUGAUAAGCCAACAAGGGGAACUACUGUACAGAAAUUCAAAGAAAUGGUCUAUAGUCUCUUUAAAGCAAAGUUGGGUGACCAAGGAAAUCUCUCUGAACUGGUUAAUCUCAUCUUGACGGUGGCUGAUGGAGACAAAGAUGGCCAGGUUUCCUUGGGAGAAGCAAAGUCAGCAUGGGCACUUCUUCAACUAAAUGAAUUUCUUCUCAUGGUGAUACUUCAAGAUAAAGAGCAUACCCCCAAAUUAAUGGGAUUCUGUGGUGAUCUCUAUGUGAUGGAAAGUGUUGAAUAUACCUCUCUCUAUGGAAUAAGCCUUCCAUGGGUCAUUGAACUUUUUAUUCCAUCUGGGUUCAGAAGAAGCAUGGAUCAGUUGUUCACACCAUCAUGGCCUAGGAAGGCUAAAAUAGCCAUAGGACUUCUAGAAUUUGUGGAAGAUGUUUUCCACGGCCCCUAUGGAAACUUCCUCAUGUGUGAUAUUAGUGCCAAAAACCUAGGAUAUAAUGAUAAGUAUGAUUUGAAAAUGGUGGACAUGAGAAAAAUUGUGCCAGAGACAAACCUGAAAGAAAUUAUAAAGGAUCGUCACUGUGAGUCUGAUUUGGACUGUGUUUAUGGCACGGAUUGUCGAACUAGCUGUGAUCAGAGUACAAUGAAGUGUACUUCAGAAGUGAUACAACCAAACCUAGCAAAAGCCUGUCUGUUACUCAAAGACUACCUACUGCGUGGUGCUCCAAGUGAAAUUCGUGAAGAAUUGGAAAAGCAACUUUAUUCUUGUAUUGCUCUCAAAGUCACAGCAAAUCAAAUGGAAAUGGAACAUUCUUUGAUACUAAAUAACCUAAAAACAUUACUGUGGAAGAAAAUUUCCUAUACAAAUGACUCUUAGUUCAUUUGGACAUUGUGACCAUUACAGGAAACUUAAAUCUAAGGAAAAUUUUUGAGCAUUAAAAAAAAAAAAAAUGGCUUCUGAUUCAAAUCCCUGCCAGUUACACAAAACUCCUUCCCCCUGGUUUUAAGAAGCCAUCAUCUUAAGAUACAUGUUGAUUGCUGAAGUAAAGGCAGGAGGUAUAGGAUGAACAGGUCCAAAGAUUUCAUUCCUGCUGUUAGAAGCCCUGGUAGAUUUCCCAGUACAUUCACUGUGUAACUAUUUUAACUAAUGACCUAAAAUAAUGCUGUGAAAAGCCUCAUUCCAUAAACAUCAACAGUGAGAGUAUUUUGUAGAUUUGUUAGCCAAAAUACCAUUGCUGGAAACAUUGUUUGCAUUGAAGCUGCUGUUUAAAAAAAUAAUUAUACAUUUACUAAAGUCUUAGCAUGGUAAAGUUUGCACAUUAACAGAAAUUAAGACUGCAAAGCAGGUAAAGUUACUCCUUUAUAAACAGAUGUUGGGUUAAUAGCAUGGUUUGUUGUAUUUAUAGACUUAAAACAUUUAGACAUUAUAUGGCUUCAGAAUGUUUUGAAUGGUUAUUAGCCUCCUAACUGCCAAUUUUAAGAGGCUGAAACUGGAUGAGCUUUCAUCAUCCUAGAUUUGAUGGGUCCUUCUUAGUGUCAUUGAGCUGAGUCCUUUAAAACAGACAUUAAGGCCAUCAAACCCAAUCCAGAUCCAUGUAUCUGAAUUUGAGCUAUGGGGAAGUGGGACAUUAGGAGCCAGACUGAAAUCAUGGAACUUUUUAAUAACAAUUUUCCAUUUUUGAACAGUAUUUCCUGUUGGCCAAAGGGCUAUUUCUUAAGAGGCAUGUAAGUUUUUUUCAUGUAAACUUGAUAUGCAAGUUAGUAUUUGCCCUUUUAAUGUUUUCAUGUUUAUUAAGAUCUGGCAUGUACCUCUCAACAUCUCCAUAAAAUGGAACACCUUAUCUGAAGGAAGACCCAAUAUAUUCUGCUCAAAGUUUUCACCUAAGUAAAUGUUAGUUGUGUGAACUUCACUGGACAGCUUUCUCUCAAAAAUUAAAGCCAUUGAUUUAGCACCAGUUUUGCUUAUUUUAAAAUUGUGUACUUUGAAGGUACUUUUUCUUCCCACCAGCCAUCUGGUUACAAUAAAUGAAUGGAAGAAAUAUUUCCUAGUGGACGGUUGG